This is a messenger RNA of Verticillium nonalfalfae, 417 nucleotides long. RefSeq lists its product as uncharacterized. The record is from RefSeq and is a predicted model, not a curated record. Lineage: Eukaryota; Fungi; Ascomycota; Sordariomycetes; Glomerellales; Plectosphaerellaceae. Bases 1 to 417 code for a protein of 138 amino acids. The transcript has 2 exons.
AUGGUUACUUUUCAAACUUCCAUCUCUCCCGCGCCAUUCAGUUCUCGGCCUCACAGCAUCUCUCAAUCCCUCUCCAUCGCCCACGCGCCCGACGUCAGCCCGACCUUGUGCCGCCAGGGCCAAGGACCUCGAGAGCACCUCGCCCCGUCCAUUCGUUCGUGCGCUAGGCCCCUCCUCGCCCGUCGUGAAUCCCCUUCCUCUCUAGGCACGUCGGCUGACGAUGCUGGCAGGACGUUCAGGAAUCUCUCUGCAAGGACGCGCAUCGGCGUGGGCAUUGGCAUCAUCGGCUGGGGCCUUGCGGGCCACUACCUUGCCGACCGCGCAGAGGAGACGUACAAGGCCCCUGCCGAGGACAAGGCCGUCGUCGAUCGCUACGUGCCGCGUGUGACGGUCGUCGACAGGCGUGAAGGACACUGA